Messenger RNA from Zeugodacus cucurbitae (melon fly), 6934 nucleotides. RefSeq names its product cadherin-23. NCBI's taxonomy places the organism in Eukaryota, Metazoa, Arthropoda, Insecta, Diptera, Tephritidae. The coding region runs from base 691 to 6744 and encodes 2017 amino acids. Gene Ontology annotation, molecular function: calcium ion binding. Gene Ontology annotation, biological process: homophilic cell-cell adhesion. The transcript has 18 exons. Gene Ontology annotation, cellular component: plasma membrane. The record is from RefSeq and is a predicted model, not a curated record.
GCUGAGCACACAACGUACAUAAUAAGAGUGCAAUUAAAAUAAGAUGCGGCUUUUUGUAAGACACAAGGCACCGACGCGUUAAAAUUCGUGCAAACAUAUAUCUCACUCGCUAACAUCUAAUAGAAAUUCGUGUGUGAAGGAAUCACUGGUAUUCGUACAAAUGAAAUGAAAAUCAGAUCCAAUUAAAAUUAUUUAGAAUGUACCCACAAAUAAAUAUUUAUUCCAAAUUGUGGAAAAUCGUGUAGUUCGUGUAUUUGUGAAAGAAAAUUACCAUCACUCCUUGCUGUAAUAACAAUACAACUGCGAAACCUUAUUAUAAUGGUACAUGUAGCUUCCCAUAAGCCCGUAUGUCACGCUUCGUGUACCAAUUCAUUUUCGGGGUUCUUGACUUCUUCAAACCAAUCAAAGCACGAAUUGUGUCACGAAUAUUAAAAAAAGAGCAACUCACAAUAUUCUAGUGUUGAUGAAUAAAAGCAUGUGAAAAACUUCCAACAAAUAACUACAUUCAAAUUAGUUAGAACAUAACCUAAAUAAAGUAAAUACUUGUUAAUGAUACUCGUAAGCCAACCAGUACAGCACAGUGAAAUUAGUCAACAUAAUAUCCACAUUACGGAAGGAAGUAAGCACUAACGGAGGAAUGUGCGAAUGAGCCUCCAUUCAAUGGACUAAAACACUAAAAGGAUACGUUAAAUGGAACAAACUCAUCUUAAAUAUGUCCUUCUGACGAAUAUUUCUCAAGAAACGUCUAAUACUCACAAUACAAAUAUGAACAACGAAAGUGCAACGCACCGCCCCCAGUAUUCUUUAAAUACGUACAAUUCACAUCCAUUAGCAUUAACCUACGAAAAUGUAUUACCAGAAAUCAGAAGGAAAUACCGGAAAGUGAGAUUAAAAUGCAGAGCUUGCUCGUUAGCUACAAGUUCAAUUGCGAUACUGCUUUUGGCAAUGCUGCAAGUGGUGGACGGUAAUCGGCCGCCGCGAUUCGCCAUCGACGGUGGCCAAUCUGAAAUUGUUUUACGACUGAAGGAGAGUCCGGAGACUGCAGUAGGUUCCCAUAUAUACACGCUUAAAGGUAUUGAUCCCGAUAAUGAUCCUUUAGUGUUCGGUAAACGUCCGUCGCAUGACAGCGAAGUAAUACGGAUAGAGAAUACAGACGGCAAUGAAGCUAAUGUCUACUUGGCAAAAGAAUUAGAUAGAGAGUUACAAGAUGAGUACUCUAUAGUUUUGACGCUAACUGAUAACCGCUACAACGACUAUAAUUAUGUCACGCAAAGUUUCUUACUACUCGUGGAAGAUAUCAACGAUAAUGCACCGAUAUUUUUACCUUAUCAAAGUACCAUAGAAAUUCCUGAAAAUAGUGAUCCCGGUAUUUUAACAACACUGGAGGCAACCGACGAAGAUGAGGGUGCUUACGGACAAGUGGUUUACUAUCUGCAAGAAUUAGAUGGUGACAAUGACAUAUUUUCCAUUUCAACAUAUCAGGGCAAAGGUGUACUUCGACUAAUGGGCGCGUUAGAUUACGAGACGAAAAGCUUAUAUCAAUUACGUGUGUUAGCCGUCGAUCGUGCCAACCAGGGACCCGUCAAUACUGGCACUGCCACCGUUCUAGUCAAAGUGGUCGAUGUGGGCGAUCAACCACCUGAAUUUGUUCAAGUGCAAGCUAUUGCGCGUAUACCCGAGAAUGCCGAUAUCGGUACGCGAGUGUUGCAAGUACGCGCCAUAGAUGGUGAUCGGGGCAUCAACAAUCCCAUCGUGUACGAAUUGGAUGCGAAUGAAUUGUUCGAUAUCGACCAACAGACGGGUGUGAUCUACACUGCACAAGAGCUAGAUCGCGAAGAUACCAGUCAGCAAGUAAACGGUGCCUACAUAUUGAGAAUAACUGCAACAGAGGUACCACAGUUCAAAACGAGUGCAACCGAUGAGACGAUGCGGGUUAAAACAGAAGUCACUGUAAUCGUGACAGAUAUUAAUGACGAAAUACCAACAUUUAGACAACCAAUUUACCGUUGUGAAGUAAAUGAGAACUCCCAAAGCAAUACACCAUUGAGUUUCAUUGACGAUGAUGUGCAGAAUUUCGUCGAAGAUCAUGAUAUCGGCAAUAAUGGCACAUUUCGUCUGUUUUUGGAUCCACCAAAUGAUCUCUUCGAAAUCGUGCCAGCGGUGGCGGUGAACGAGGCCAAUUUUAUGGUGAGAGUGAAGAAUGCGAAAGCAAUCGAUUACGAAGAAAUUAAAGAGAUUAAUUUCACGCUGUUUGCAAGAGAAAUUGACGAACCAACUAGAUGGGGGUCCGCACAUCUUCAAGUUUAUAUACGUGAUCAGAACGAUAACUUUCCAGAAUUCACACAAGCGAUAUACAACACCACUAUACCAGAAAACAGUGAGCUAGGCACGAUCGUCACACGAAUCGAAGCAACCGAUGUCGAUUCAGGCGAUUUUGGCACAAUGGGUAUACGUUUUCUUAACCUACGUGGUGGCAUCGCACAUUUGCUACAUCUCAAUCCGAUUACUGGUAUCAUUACCAUCAAACAACCUGGAGACUCUGCUUUCGAUCGCGAAAUCAAUUCACUUCACUAUAUCACUGUUGAGGCGAUCGAUAAUGUGGGAAUCGGAAACCGCAACACCGCACAGAUUAUUAUCAACAUUGAGGAUGUCAAUGAUAAUGCGCCAAUUUUUUUGCAGCGGCACUAUGAAGCCAAAUUGCUGGAAAACAAGGCCGAUUUUGAAACACCACUGCUUUUAGAAGCGCGCGACAACGAUCUCAAUGGCACCGAGAACAGCCAGAUAACUUAUGAGAUUGUGGAGGGUCUUUAUCGAGCAAAUUUUAGUGUCGAUCCUGAGAAUGGCCUUUUGCGACCUUUGCACGCUUUCGACUACGAAGAAUUGGUUGAGAAUAGGCGACGUAUACGCCGACGCACCGAUAAUGGCGUACGUGAGAUCGAUUUAUUGGUACGUGCGCGAGAUUCAGGCAUUCCUAUGCUUUCGACUGUGGUUCCAGUGCUGAUUUACAUUGAAGAUGUAAAUGACAAUCCACCCAUAUUUCAAAAGAAUUUCUAUGCGAAAACUAUACCUGAAGAUUUGCCGGGUGGUAGUUCUAUACUGCAGGUGAUGGCAAUCGAUCGAGAUGGUUCUCCACCCAACAAUGUGGUUGUGUAUCGAAUACAAAUGGGAGCAAGCGAUAAGUUCAUAAUCAAUUCGGAAUCUGGAGUGAUAUCGGUUGCACAUGGCGCUAACCUCGAUCCGGAUUUGUCGGAGCCAAAGAAACACGUUUACACUCUAACCGUGCUUGCUUUGGAUGGUGGUCUGGGAAAUUCCCAACUAAUGAAUUCCGCUACGGUGAAUAUAACAAUUAAGGAUGUUAAUAACAAACCACCUGUCUUGGGGGAGCUACCGACUAUACGGGUCAUGGAAAAUACUGCUGUCGGUACACUAAUCUUCCAAGUUCAUGCUGCAGAUCUCGAUGAAUCUCCAAUAAUUCGUUAUCGUAUAAAUCGCGACAAUUGUGAGGCGCGCAAUGAAGAAGGAUCAUUUAUCAAACUAAGUGAAUUUGAUUUUGUAAGCGCAUUCGACUUGGAUCCCAUAGAGGGUACACUAAAGCUCCUAAAACUUUUGGAUCGGGAGAAAGUGGAGUAUCUAAAGCUAGCGAUCCGUGCCGAAGACCUCGCAUCUGUAAAGGGUAAACAAGUGGUGGAAGCCUUCUUAAACAUUAUCAUCGAAGAUGAGAAUGACAAUAAUCCGAAAUUUAAGCAGCCCUUCUAUCGCAAAACGAUUACAGAAAAUAGUAUUAACGGUGUUUUGAUUACAAAUAUACUCGCCUACGACAUAGACAAAAACAAAACAAUUACAUAUUCCUUAGAAGGAAAUCCCGCUAUAAGAAAUCUAGUACAUAUCGAUCCGCAAACAGGAGAAAUGGUCGUUGCCAAUAAAAUCGAUCAUGAGCAAUAUCAGUGGUUGAAUUUGACGGUUCGUGCAACAGAUUCUGGCGUUCCAUCACGAUCUGCACUGGUCGAUGUAUAUGUGUCCGUAUUGGAUGAAAACGAUAAUAAUCCGUAUUUCAUUGGUGGAUCUAAGAACUAUACAAUAAGUGAAAAUGCAGAAAUAGGCACUCGUAUUGGGACUGUGCAGGCAAACGAUGCAGAUUCAGGAGAUUUUGGCAAAAUUACAUUUCUCAUGGAUCGCAUAAGUUCACAGGGGAAAUUCUCAAUUGAUGCGGACACUGGUGUGCUUACAGUUGCCGAUAAAUUAGACCGCGAAAUGAAAGAUUUUUAUAUGCUAGUGAUCGAGGCAUGGGACAACUACCAGUUUGGUUUCUUAGCGGGGGAAAGUCGCAACGCCUUCAAACAAAUAUUCAUAUCCAUACUAGACGAAAAUGAUAAUGCACCCGAGGUUUUUCUACCCACAAACUGUGUGCUCAUUACUGAAUAUCAUGAAUUAAAUGAAAAAAUAGCGACUAUUCGUGGCAAGGAUGCCGAUGAUCCGAAUUCGCCAAACGGACGCUUGGAAUUUCAAAUAACGAAGGGCAAUAAAUACGAUCUUUUUGAAUUACAUCAGAUCGAUGAUUGGACUGCAAAUAUUUUCGCUCGCACACCCUUACGAAACAAAUUUGGCAAUCACACAAUCACAAUAACUACGCGAGAUCUAGGUGUACCCUCGAAUAUCGUAACCAAAACAUUAGACAUCUGUAUAUCAGAUUUCAACGAUCAUCCGCCCGUUUUUGUUACACCUUUACACAACACGACACUACGUAUACCUGAGAACACUACUGUGGGCACUCAGCUACUGCAAGUGGUGGCCACCGAUGAGGAUAUUGGCAUGAAUGCAUUAGUACGCUAUCGCUUAAAACCCGAUCCUCUGGGCAGCUAUAAAAUAUUUGAAAUCGACAGUGAAACGGGACAACUAUUUUUGAAGGAGAAUUUGAGCCGUGAGAAGCAGAAGAUUCAUGAGAUAAGAAUCGAGGCAUAUGAUCAGGGUCUUCCUACGUCUCUAAGUGCCGACUUGGAUUUGACAAUAUAUAUAAGAAACGUGAAUGAAUACGAACCACAAUUUGUGGUUGAAGAGAUACACGUUAACUUUACAGAGCAUGCCGAUCCAGGUUCGGAGCGCGUUAAAUUACCCGACACGAUAGACAAAGACGAAGUGGAUGAUCUCGACGACCCGCCCAGCUUGAUUUGUUAUUUCAUUGUAAAAGGCAAUGAAUUGGGUUACUUUAAACUCCAUCCAGAAACGCACAUCCUCAGCGUCGAAAAAGAACUUGAUCGUGAAGUGAUCGCCAACUACUCGCUCUAUGUGAGAGCCACGGAGAAUUGUGCAAAUGAUGAGUUUUCAGCGAAUCGUCGUUUGGAUAACUUCGUAGAACACAAUGAUCAGACACAUGUACUGACGAAUAUUGGACGAAAGCAGGCUGGAUUUUUGCGAAAUACAGAAUAUUUCAAUCGUUACAAGCACUCGCGAAAUUUGCGUUCAACUAACGACGUUGAAGCUGAAGCUGAAAAUGACAACGGCUCUUAUGAGUUGUCCAAUGAGAAUAGUAAUCCAACUAGUGAAGAGCUACUAUUAUUUGAUAGUACAGUGGUGCGCGUACGUGUUCGCAUAUUGGACAUUAAUGACAAUCCUCCACAUUUUCGCACAAAGGUAUUCACUGGUGGCAUAACCACAAGUGCAGAUUUUGGCACACAUUUCAUGCGUGUGGAAGCUGUGGAUCCGGAUGAAGGGGUGAAUGCGCAGAUCUCAUACUAUAUAAUAGGCGAUAUCAGACAAACAUUGUCCGAGGGUUUGGAAAAUGUUAAAAAGGCACCAUUUCUGGUUGAUCGCGAAACGGGUGACGUGCAAUUAAAUUUCGAUCCACAGAAGGGGAUGAAAGGUUAUUUCGAUUUUAUGGUGCUGGCGAAUGAUACCUUAGGAAUGAAAGACGUGGCACAUGUAUUUAUCUAUUUGCUUAGAGAGGAUCAAAAAGUGAAAUUUGUUUUUCGUCUGCAGCCGGAUGAGCUGCGACUAAAAAUUAACGCCUUCAGAGACACGCUUAGCAACGUCACUGGUGCAAUUGUCAACAUAGACGAAAUUAAGGUGCAUGAAAAUAAGGAUGGAUCCGUUGAUAAGACCAAAACUGACCUGUACAUGCAUUUGAUUGAAAGAGAGGACAAUUCUAUAUACGAAGUGCCUGAGGUGUUAAAGCUAAUCGAUCUGCAUAUUGAACAUCUUGAUGAUCUGUUCAAAGAGCUCAAUGUGUUGGAUACACAGGCAGCGGAGGCUGAAUUGCUUAUAGCCGGACCGCCGAAGCCUAUGUUUGUUUGGUUGAUUUUUACGAAUUUGUUUUUAGCCACUUUGUUAGUAGUGACAUUGGCUCUGUGCGCUUCCCAGCGGAAAGGCUAUAAGAGGCAACUUCGCGCCGCUAAAGUAAACAUAUUCCGGAACUCAUCAUUGUCAUUGCACAACAACACAGAACCGGCAACAAGAGUGCCCAAUACGAAUAAACAUAGUGUACAAGGUUCAAAUCCGAUCUGGCUGAAGGGUUACGAAAAUGAAUGGUUCAGAACUAACGAGAAUCUUAGUCAAGGCGGUCAAGACUCGUUGGACGACAAUUUCCUUGCCAUUGGCACGCAGGAUAUACACGAAACGCUGAAAGGCACCGCAAAGCUAUUCAAUCAUACAAAUGACCUCAACCGACAUUUUAAUGUUUAUAAUCAAAUUGAUAAAUUAACAAAUAAUGCUCAAAUCUUAGCGCGUAAGUUAGAGACUACCGAAUUAUGAGAGACAACAUUACAUUACUAUGUAUGGUAAAUUGUUAGGAAAUUAGCUCUAAUGUUAAUUUAUUUUUUGUAAAUAAAAUUGAUAUUUUGAUAUGGAAAUGUUUAUAUUUCAAUCAAAGAAUUAUUAUUUAGUUGUUACCGGAAAAGUGUACAAGAUUCUAAAUACUAAAUAUUACUGAUAUUUAUACUUA